UGUCUCUGUCAUUCUUUCGAAGCCAAGCCAAAAAUACCCGACCCCUCCCUCCCUCUAUCUCUCCUCUCUCGUCUAUUCAUCCUUCCUCACUUUUACUUCACUCCUCUCUCUCUCUCUCUCUCUCUGUAGACCCUCCCGAUAUUUCCGGGUGAAGAAAGGUAUUAAGCCUAAAGCACAUCACAUAUAUAAUCACACAUGGGUUCUUGCUUAUCAUCAUCAUCAUCAGAAAAAGAGCCGAAGCAGCCACAAGAUUCUGCAGUUAUGAAGUUUAGUCUCCCUUUUGCCUCCAAAACUCAGAACCAUCUCAUCAUCCCUUCCCCUGUCAAACACAAAUCUUCUUCCGUUCCUCCAACUGGUAGCAAAGACGAGACCUUUUUUGAUACUAAUGUUUGGUUGGAUUCUGAUUGUGAUGACGAUUUUAUGAGUGUUAAUGGUGAAUUCACCCCAUCUCGAGGUAAUACUCCAGUACAUCAUAACUUCUCGGCAGGAGCCCCAAGAGUCAAUAAAACCGGUGGAGCUGACCUAACCCCUAAUGACAGACCUGAACCAUCUCCAACAGAUAAGAAACAUAGGUUAUCUGAUCUCUUUAAAGAGAGCUUACGGAAUGAUCAUAACGAGGACGAGCAAACAUCCGGUUCUGCAACACCUAAUGCAUCUAGUUUGCAGAGCAGUGAAAGAACUCCUAAUGGAAACUUUAAGGUCAAAUCCUUAAGGUCAAUUCAAUGUUGCAUUCCGAGUCUACGCUCAAGCAGUAGCUUUAAUGAAAGAAAGAAGAAGAUGAGCCCUGUAGGCACCAUUGCAUGAUAAGUACUCCAGUUAUCGUUCGUGUAAAUUGUGAAACAAAAUUCUCCUGCACCUGUAAUUCUAGUUUAAGGAGAAACAAGAUAUACUCAAGUAAAUGAGGAGGCGGCAGGUAAAUAUUCAAAAAAAUUGCAAUGUUUAAUACUUUUUUGAGUUUUUUUUCCCCGGAUUACAAGUGUGUAUAAAUAAUUUCAAUAUAUUAUUAUGUCAAGGCCAUGACAUACAGUAUGGAGUUGAAUA
Molecule: messenger RNA, 1041 nt
Organism: Daucus carota subsp. sativus
Lineage: Eukaryota; Viridiplantae; Streptophyta; Magnoliopsida; Apiales; Apiaceae
Exons: 3
Coding region: 196-804 (202 amino acids)
Source: RefSeq, a predicted model, not a curated record